AUGAACACACACUGCAGGUCUGCGUACGACGUGCUUGCUCGCAUGUCGGACGAGGAGGACGACGACGUGCCAGAGGACUUGGAGCUGACGUUCGUGCCUGCGUCAAAGCGAUGUGAGCCGGCGUCGUCACGCGCCGUCGGCCACCGCGCUAGUAAUGCGGCGCCCUCCACGCUGGCCUCCUCGACAGACAGCGUCCCCACAGUCAGCAACCUCAAGCCGCGCGCAGAAACGGUCUAUGAGCAGGAGCGCAACGCCAAGGUGCGCCAGCUUCUCGCCGAGCAGCAGAGAGCAGCUCCAGGCGUCGUCUUCUCGCUGGAUGCGUUCGAGUCACCGCUACCGGACCGAUACACUCUGGCCGGCCUUCAGGAAGCGACAGGCACCCCCGCCUCUUCGUCUUCGCCUGCGCCGUACAACCGAGAAGAUCAGCGGCGAGGCUUCUCGCAGUACCGUGGCCGUGGCGGCGCAGAAGGCGGCGGGAGGGGAGGACCUGGUGGAGGGAGCGGCCCGCGCCGGUACCGGAUGCCGAAUCCGAACAUGUCGGAGGAGGAGCAGGCGCGCUACAUUCGGCACCGCCGCAACAUGGCCGUCAUCCGCAACGCACUGCGCGAAGUCGACCCUGACACGCUUGAGUAUAUGCAGGUGACACAGGCACCGGACCAACUGCCCCUCAACAGAAACCGUGAAGGCUUUUCGAAACCCUACUUUAGUACCGACCGCGGCCGCGGUGGCGACGACGCCGGCGGUGGUCGUAGCACGUCGUCGUACCGCGGCAGAGGCGGCGGCGGAGGAAUGCGCGGCCGCGGCGGGAGCGGCUUCUCACCUUACACUGCUGGCCGCGGUGCUGGGGGCGGCGGCGGCGGUCGCUCAGCACCCUUCAGUCCCUACUCGUGA
This is a messenger RNA of Leishmania mexicana MHOM/GT/2001/U1103, 891 nucleotides long. RefSeq lists its product as hypothetical. The transcript has a single exon. Bases 1 to 891 code for a protein of 296 amino acids. The record is from RefSeq and is a predicted model, not a curated record. NCBI's taxonomy places the organism in Eukaryota, Euglenozoa, Kinetoplastea, Trypanosomatida, Trypanosomatidae.